Molecule: messenger RNA, 1468 nt
Organism: Rhopalosiphum padi (bird cherry-oat aphid)
Lineage: Eukaryota; Metazoa; Arthropoda; Insecta; Hemiptera; Aphididae
Exons: 5
Coding region: 170-1147 (325 amino acids)
Cellular component (GO): extracellular matrix
Source: RefSeq, a predicted model, not a curated record
AGGAUCCGUCAACGGUGGACCAUUCACUUAUUGCCACCGCAGCUCCGCACGGUGUGACGAUAUUAUUGUUAUUUGUGCGAAUUCGUCCACCAAUAGAAUUGUUUUAUUGGUUUUCUUCGAUUUUUCAUUCGUAUUCAUCCCGUCUGCACAUUUUCCGCGUGCAUUCAAAAUGAUGAUCGCACAGUGUCUUCUGGUAGCCGGAAUCGCGGCAGUAACGGUAUCUAUGCCAGUCACUCAAGAGGAGUAUGCCAGGUACAUAGCUCAGCAACAGACUGAAAAGGGCCAACCGAUCCGCAGGCCUGUACUACUGCAGGUGGUCCCGGCCGGCGGUGCAGCUUACCAACAACCGGCAGCAGCGUCACCUCGACCAGCUUACCAACAGCCAGCUUCUUACCAGCCACAGCCCGCUGCUUACCAGCCCCAACCAGCGGCAUACCAACCCCAACCCGCUGCGUACCAACCACAGCCCGCCGCGUACUCAUCACCCCAAACCUACCAGCAACCGGAAGAGUACCAACAACCCGAACAACCAUACCAGCCAUCUGCCCGGCCACAAGCACCACGCCCAAAGGCCCCAUCCAAGCCUAAAUAUCAGAACAGGCCCGAAAAACCAGACGACGAGGAAAACGACAACAACCCUAAUGCUCAAUACCAGUUUUCGUUCGACAUCAGUGACGACGAGUCAACAAACUACCACAACCGCAAAGAGCAGAGAGAUGGUGAAAAGAUUUCUGGAAGUUACAGCGUCGUAGAUUCAGAUGGAUUUAUCCGUACAGUCACAUAUACUGCCGAUCCUGAAGAGGGAUUCAAAGCUGAAGUGAGCCGAGAGCCGACCAACAUCCAAGUUAAGAUUCCCACUCCAGCACCACAAACAGCGUCGCCAGCACCUCAAUACAGAUUGCCCGAGAGGAAGCCACAGCAGCCGCAAUACAUAUCAGUCCAGGCUAGCGAACCCGAAUCCGCGGCGCAACCGGCCGACCCGAUCUCCGGUUAUUACCGCAGUCCGCCGCAACAGGUCAAGCAAGCGCCGGCCGCGCACCGUUUCGCCGCGCCCAGGCCACAGCCAGGCCAAAAGGCCAGCGCGCUGGGCUACGCAACGGCGCCGACCAACUCUCCGCCGAUCAUCUACCAGGCGUACGACCAGUAAGACAAGUGCACGAUAAUAACAACACGUAUUAUUGUGUGUGGCAGUGGACGGACGGUGGCGCGGUCGUCGUCGUAGUCGUCCCUGCCACUGCAUCUCAGACCCGAAACACACGCGCCUCCGCGUCCCAACCGCAGUCGGCCAUCAAUCCGUCCUGGUCGGCACUCAUGUCCAGACCGUACACGUAGUCGGAAUGGUUUUGGUGGCUCUGCCGCGGUUCCGACGACACACCGUAAUCCCAUAUCCUAUAAAUAUACGUCAUUAUAAUAAUAAUAAUAAUUGAUAUAAUAUUAUAUAGAUUAUACGCGCACCACAUUAUAUUAU